AUGUUGAAAACACUAAGGGGUGUGCGAUUUUAUUCUGGGCGGCCUGUGCCGUCGAAACUGGCCACUGCGCGGCCCGACGCGCGGCUGCUGAACGACCGGCUGAAGAAGGAGCAGGACCUGCGUCGCGAGCGCAACAAGCUCGCCCUGUCGUCGCUCAAAGACAUAUUUGCCAUAUUCUCGCCAACUGCGGGCGACGACGACGAGCUCGACACGUCCAAUUUCGACCCCGCGCCCGUGUACGCGAACCCGCCGUCGUAUCUGGAGCUGUCGCUGCCAAAACAGCAGUUCAUCGUCGACGAGCUCGACGACAAGUUCCGACGUCAUUGGAAAAACGUCGAUCCCAGCCUCAAACGGUUUGCGUACUGGCUCGCGUACGGCUCGUACGGACCGCGUGCCGGGUUCGACAACCCCCAGCUGACCGCCCCGCCAGACCUGCCGUUCGUGCUCCCGUCCGCGGUGAAAACAGCACACCCAGCGAAAACAACCACAAUUACACAGCUGCCGGCUCGGAACCCGCAACUGUUUGGCGAAAAACGCACCCAGCAGGCGCAAAAGGACAAAAAACUCAACCCGUACAACCAGUUUGUGCUCGCACUCGUCCUCCUACUGUCUGUGCUCAACUACCUCAAAGACAAGAAGAUCAACGACUCGGGCACGCCGCCAGACUACGGCUACUUGCAGGGCAACCAGCUGGUCCAAAUGGACGAGCUGAGCAAGAAACUCGCCGCGGCCGUGGCCGUGCAGCCCGUGCCACCACCGCCCAAAAAAUGGUACUAUCUGUACAUGAAGUAA
Molecule: messenger RNA, 792 nt
Organism: Ogataea philodendri
Lineage: Eukaryota; Fungi; Ascomycota; Pichiomycetes; Pichiales; Pichiaceae
Exons: 1
Coding region: 1-792 (263 amino acids)
Source: RefSeq, a predicted model, not a curated record